This is a messenger RNA of Gasterosteus aculeatus aculeatus (three-spined stickleback), 2160 nucleotides long. Lineage: Eukaryota; Metazoa; Chordata; Actinopteri; Perciformes; Gasterosteidae. The record is from RefSeq and is a predicted model, not a curated record.
AUGUUCGCUGCUUCCUUCUGCGCGCUCCUUUCCUUGCAUCCGAUUUUUUGCUCCCGCUGGUCGGCGGCAGCUCUUCCUCCCGAUCGCCAGGACGCACCGUGGUUCAUUGGAUGCGUCCGCGCCAGCAGCAGCCUAUACAGGACCGAGGGGGCCCGUGACCUUGACCCGGCCUCUUGCUGCGUUCGCUGCUUAAAGAAAGGGUACCAGGUUGCAGCGUUGACCUCGCAGGCUUGUUACUGCGGCAACCAGCAACAUGGUUUUGUGGCCAGUGAGUGUUUCAACACAUCUUCCAGUGGAGGGACAAAAGAUGACAGAGGAGAGAGACAGAGUGUCCCCUACUUUCCUGUUGGAGGUGAACAGGGAUGUGUGGCCCUCUACAGAACUGAAGGACCAUUUCUGCACAGCGUUCGUCUGUCUACGUCUCCGGACAGUGUGCAGGCGGGAAAGACUUUUGUCAUGGAAGUUUCUGGAAACUUGGCUGGACGCCCCAAACAGCCCACAGGGAUUCCGGGUCUAGGAGAGCAGGACCUCUCUUACGUCACUGUGGAGUUUCGGGAAACGACGUCUACGGGUCAAAGAUCACGCCCCGUCAAUGUGUUGCAUGACGGCUCCUUUGUUGUGUCAUCUGAUUGGAUUUUGCCAACGCCAGGAAAGUAUCAACUCAACGUCAGCGUCUCCAACCCCCUCUCAACAGCAUCCUCCACCCUCCACCUCUCCGUCUUGCAGCCCUCUCCAGACGGCAUGGUGGUCUCUGUGCCUCACGGCCCCCUGGGUGUCUCCCCCAGGAGCCCAAGAGGCUCCAACAGAGAGACAGUGGAGGAGGCGUACCUGGGCGACCCAGUCACGCUGCAGGCACACAUGGCCGAUGGUGUGGCGGAGGAGUUUUUCCGGUGGAUUACACGCGACAAAAAGGAGGAAGAUAAGAAGGUUGUCAAGGCAGCUUGCAAUCCCACAUCCGACUGUUCCAUCAGCACUGUGACGAACGAAAGUUGCCUCAGAGCGCCUCUUCUCUACACUUCUGACCCAACGUCUGUGCCGCUCUCCCACCUGCUGCCUCAAGCCUUUGUGGUGGACGAAAUCACGCGUGCGCUGAUUUCCUCCUGGACUUGGAAGUCAGCAGUUUCAACGCACACAGAAGUCCACCUGCGGGUCGUCGGCCCUGUCAGCCGAACGAGGUCGAGAGUUCUUUGGACUUUCAGUUUGGAUAAUAACGCUGGGAUAAGCAGGACAACCGAAGACUGGAGCGUGAAUGUGUCUCUUACUGCAGCAGGCCGCUACAACGUGACGGCCAAGGCCUUGGACCCGAUCGGCCGGGCCUCGCUCUGCACACACAUCCUGCUUCAGGAUCCAGUUGGGGAGUUAUUACUGAACGUUCCCAGCGUGGUCACGGCACAUCAGAGACACCCGGUUUCAUUUAGCGUCACAGCAGGCUCAAAUGUGACCGUGUCUCUGCUGGUGAAUACGACGCUGCUGCACAGAAACAGCAGCUACGCUGCAGGAGAGGAAACAACGGUGGUUUCGCUUUUCGACCAAGCCGGGACAGUUGUGGUUGAGCUUCGGGCGGAGAAUCGAGUGUCUUCUCAGAACAGAAGCGUGAAAGUGCGCGUCGAGGGCAACCGGAAACUGUCACCAGAGGUUAUGGUUAAUCCAACAUGGCGACCACCAUGCAGUCAAAGUCCUGUUCACAACCUGGAUGACAAAGUGUGGAUUUAUGCAGAAAAGCAAGCGUAUCCCACAAAUACCGAUAUAACCUUUGUGGCCAUGGCUAAAGUACCGGAACCUGUGGAAUUCCUCUGGCACUUCGGGAACUCGAGAUCAAAGAGAACCGCCUCAAGAACCGUCACCGAAAGAUACCACAAACCUGGCAGGUAUGCUGUAGUUGUAGUAAUGUCAAGUGGCCGGACCUCCAUCACCUCCGAUGUGUUCCCGUUGGUUGUGCAGAGAGCAGUGAGGCUCAACAGGCUGGUCCUCCGGGCCUCCGUCCUGCAGAACCAAACCGUGACGAUGAGCUGCCGGCUCAAUGUGGGCACUGAUGUCACCUUUCUCUGGAGCUUUGGAGACGGAUCGUCCAGGCUGGGACGGAGCACCGAGCAGCACGUUUUCCACAGGCGAGCUUCACUGGCAUUGUUGUUUAAUAAGUUUAGCGGGAGCUUCGGUUAA